Molecule: messenger RNA, 1498 nt
Organism: Moneuplotes crassus
Lineage: Eukaryota; Ciliophora; Spirotrichea; Euplotida; Euplotidae
Source: the annotation of a GenBank genome assembly
UUUAAAUAUGGACGAGCUACGUGAAAGAGCAAAGCAAAGCAUUGUGAUGAAGAGAGAGAUAAAGGAAGAAUUGCCCUCAAAAACUCCUGCUACUACUGCCACAACUGCUAACCCCUCUAUAGCCAAGAAAGAACUCGAAGAGGACUCAUUAGUGAAGAGGAAGGACUCCAAGAUUAAGGAAGAAGUAAGUGAUCAUGCAAAAAUUAACGAUUCAGACAGUACUAGGGAGCUAAAGAAAAAGAAAAAGCGUAGUAGUUCUCCGAAACGACAUAAAUCUAGGCAUAGGGACUCUCGUAGGAGAAAGCAUAGAAGAAGACGCUCUAGAUCCCAUUCUUCUGACUCUUAUGAAAGAAGACGUAGAAGAAGAUACCGCAAGCGUAGCAGCUCAAGCGGAUCUAGAGAUAGACGUAGGAGCAGACACCAUAGGAAGAGUAGAAAGUCAAGGAGACAUAGCUCUUCCUCCUCCUCUUCCUCUCAAAGCUCUUCUUCACCUGAAAGAAGAAGGGAAAGAAGUCCUAAAGCUAGUGAUUUGAAGUCCAAGCAUCCUUACUUCUCAAGACUGAGCAAGAUCAGGAGAGAACGACUUAACGAAGAAAGAAAAGAGAGGUUCUGGGACGGCUUCCAAUGGGUUUCCAAAGAGAGCCUUGAGUUGGCCAAUAAAGAUCCAACUGCUCAUAUGAAGAAAAUAUUUGAAAAGCCUCCUACUGGUGAGGAGAAAAAGGAAGAGAAGAUAGUCACAGGUAAAGAUCUAAGAAGAGUCGUGGCUACCAAUCUUCCUCUACAUUAUGGUAUUGACCAGGAAGACUUGUCAAGAUACCUGAUCCAAAAAUGCAAGGAAAAGGGUCAUGACAUCCUUUUCAGAUCUAUCUUUCUAAAUUACGAGCAAAAUUCUGGAAUUAUCGAAUGCAUGGAGAAAGAACAAACUGAUAUUCUUAUAAAACUCGAUGGUGAAGUCCUGGCUGAUAACACUCUCAGGUUUACCAAAGUAGCUGAUGAGAAGGGAUUCAUCUACGGAGGGGAUUCAGAAGCUCUGAUGCAAGACUCAGCUCAAUUGACUGCUCAAGCUGCCGCUAUUGUUAAUUCUAGAAUUAGAGGCCUUCAGGGUAAAGGAAAUACUAAUGAGAAUAUCAAUCUCAUGGGUGAUAGUUUCUCAACGACUAAGCCAUCCAAAAUCAUUAAAAUAAUGAAUGCUCAUGAUAGAUAUGAAGAUUUGUCCCUUCAGAAGUUCCAAGAGAUGUAUGAAGAUAUGUCAGAAAUGAUGCUUCAAUUCGGGCAAUUUAGCGCGCUCAAAAUCAUCCAACAAGACCACCACGACCCUGAUAGUGAAGAUGUUCUUUCCCAAAUUCUCUCAGAAUUGGGCUCAGUGUUUGUCGAAUUUGAAACUGAAGAGGAAGCUAAAAGAGCCAAGGAUGAACUCAAAGGGAAGAUCUAUGACGGAAGAGAAGUCAGAUGCAUCUUCGUGCCUGAGAAAGUUUACUCAUCUUUGAACCUGAAGUAA